AUGGCUCCUUCAAGUACUGUCCCUGGUACGUUAUACACAAGUUCUGGGGGGGCUGCUGCGGAAGCAAGGGAAGUAGCUAGGCUUACGUACUUGAUAUCGGGUGAAGUUGCACGACACCGAAGAGACGCAUUUUCCUCCACUCCGUCUUCCAGUGGAUUCCACUUCCCGAGCUUGAGCUCCGGUGCUCUAGGGGUGUUACCUAACUCACCUGGGGGGGAAUUUACCGUGCAGAAAGAACGAAAGACGACGGAGCUACAUGUUACUGAGACUGAAUCAGUUACCGGGUCGGCAUCUAUUGCAGAUGCUCUCCCAUCGGCAGAAUGCAGUUGGGUGAAUGAUCCUCAGAAGCAUCCUUACGUCCGCCUUCCAGAACUAUCGAAAGGUGUUGUUCCGAGACCUUUUGCAGCAGAUGCUGCGUUCUCAGCAAAACUUCUCCAGAACAGCCCAAUGCCGAUGUACCUGACAAUGCGCGAGCUGUUCUUGAAGGAGUCAUUGAGUGCGGAGGAUGCGGAUGACUUAAUGUACAACUGCGAACUUCUUAUCAACUAUGCAAUCCAUCGGCUUACACCUCCUUUGGCUAGGAGAUCUCCUUUCCUCGUCUGUAGGAGGCUGGCGGGUCUACUCAUGAUGUUUGACUACGUGGUCUGUACAGCCCAUAUCGUGGGACCAAGACUGGAGGCUGGACGGUGGUGGCCGCGCUUUGUGAAUUUAUUCCGAAUGGACCACACUUUGCUUUCACGAAAUCGCAUGGGGAGAACCGGAUCCGAUAUGCUUUUGAGCUUAGCUUAUCGCUUGAUUGCUGCACUGGAAAUAUAUAAGACGGGCGCGCGCCCCCCAGCUGUGGAAGACGUCAGGGAGAUUCCUAAUGAAAUUGACUUGCAGCAAGAGAACAGGGAUCUGCAGGCAUCUUCCAGAAUGGCUUGUUGA
Molecule: messenger RNA, 927 nt
Organism: Eimeria mitis
Lineage: Eukaryota; Apicomplexa; Conoidasida; Eucoccidiorida; Eimeriidae
Source: RefSeq, a predicted model, not a curated record